Messenger RNA from Parnassius mnemosyne (clouded apollo), 2250 nucleotides. NCBI's taxonomy places the organism in Eukaryota, Metazoa, Arthropoda, Insecta, Lepidoptera, Papilionidae. The record is from the annotation of a GenBank genome assembly.
AUGGCGCGUCGCCUGGCGCUGCUUGCGCUGCUGGCGUGUGCGGUGACCGCGCACCGCCCGCCCUUUAAUUCCGAUGUCUCUGAAUCCGAAUCCUUCGACCCCUUUGUUGAUUGGGACGACUACGGAGAAUCCUACGAGACGACACCGCCUCCGCGUCGAACCACCACCAAACCCAGUGCUAAAGUGAUAUCAAGAGGCAAAGUUACGAAACUUAAUAUGACUCAAAAAAACAACAAACGUGAUGAUAAAAAUAAAGUGAUUAGAACAAAUAUUAAUAUACAAAGUUAUACGAAUUUUAUAGUAACAAAACCGACUCUAGUUUUAGACACGGUGAAGAUCAAUGCUGUUACGUAUUCCCCAUUUCGGCCUACGGGAAACACCAUAGUUGAUCACGAUGUUUGGAUGGACGAAAAUCUACAAAGGCCAAGUUCAAGUACGAGAAGACCGACAACACGUCGGACCACGACUACACGAGCAUCCACGACUCGUCGAUCUACGAAGACCACACGCCGGUCGACUACAACUCGUCGACCGACGACACGUAAAUAUCGUCUUACGCCUAAAACAGCAAAACCGCAGAAAAAAAAGAAGGCCACAUGCCCACAUAAAAGCUCAGGAUGGUUGUCGUCAUUCUUUCAAAAUAAUCAGCUGAAAAAAUCACCAAAAAAAGAAGCUAAAACAGGUUGGUUUUUAGAUAUUAUCUCCCGGAUAUAUAAAUGGUUGUGGAGUUCAAGACUGUCGUGGUUCGGCAGCCAAUGGUUACAAGAAACACAAGCUAAGCAGUCAACGACCACAACCACAACUCCUGUUCCUUUGACAACUUCGACCAGCAACUGGUUCCAACUCUUAUUGGAUUCUGAAGAAAAUGAUAACGUACCGGCAUCAAUUGACUAUAACAAAAAACCAGCGAAGAAAUCUAUGAAAAAGAAUUAUAAAGGCUAUCAAUUGUUAAGGACAUACCCAGAUGUGCGUUGGAAAGUACAAGAAAUGCUAGACCUUCAAGAAGAAGGUGAAGGUUCUGGUCUCAUGUGGUGGACUCCACCAUCUCUAAAUGGUUCCACUGACCUUCUCGUUCCUCCAGAUCUCUUAGCAGAUGUAAAAGAUCAUUUGAAAUCUAAUAAAAUUGAUUACGAUGUUGUUAUCUACGACCUACAGAAAGCGAUUGCAUUUGAGAAUCCAAGACUUUCCAAAAGGCAAAGAAUUGAGCUGGAGCAACUACGCGGUCAUCCUAUGACGUGGCGAAGAUACCAUCGUUAUGCAGAUAUUCUUCGCUAUUUAGAAUACUUGCAACAUUCAAAUACCGAUAUUGUGGAGUUGGUGCCAUUAGGUAGAUCAUCAGAAGGCUUACCACUUGUUGCUGUUAAGGUUUCCCUUCCAUCAAAUGAUACUCAAGCAAAAGGUUCAGCAAGCAAAGGGCAAAAGAAAUGGAAGCUUAAAUCCCAUAUGAAACCAGCGGUGUGGAUUGAUGGAGGCGCUCACGCACGCGAAUGGAUAGCGCCAGCUGUAACCACUUGGAUGCUACAAGCUUUGGUGGAAGGUGAAAAGGGUUUAGGUCCUGAUUACGAAAUGCUCAAAAUAGCGGACUUCUACAUCUUGCCUGUAUUAAAUCCAGAUGGUUACGAACACUCCCAUACUUACGAUAGACUGUGGAUGAAAACGCGUUCCCGCCUCCCCGACCACUCCGAUGACUACAGUGGCUGGUUUCCAUGGAACUGGGGCAGUUCUGAAUGUGUGGGCGUAAACGCUGACCGCAACUGGGAUUACCGUUGGGGGGAAAAGGACUCCUCGCGUGAUCCCUGCGCGGAUAACUACUCGGGACCACAUCCGUUCAGCGAGCCUGAGACACGCGCGGUAUCUGAGUUCCUUGCUGAACAGAGGGGGCAAAUUAAGGUUUAUUUAUCAUUUCACGCGUACUCCCAAGCUUGGAUUACACCAAGCUCUCAUGCAGUCGCACCUUUUGCUGAUGACGGAAUUAUGUUGGAAAUGGGCAAACUCGCCACAGCAGCUCUCGCUGACAUGUAUGGAACCAAGUACCAGGUUGGAACUGCCGCCGAAAUUCGUCAACCAGCAUCUGGUAUGUCCCACGAUUGGGCAAAAGCGCGUGCGGGUAUCAAAUUUUCAUAUCAUGUUGAUCUUCGUGACUCCUUCGGGCCUUAUGGUUUUUUACUGCCAGGAUCACAAAUAGUUUCAACAGCUCGCGAGACUUGGCAAGCAGUUAAAGCGAUUGUAGAUAAUUUAACACCCGGAUAA